AUGAAGAUUUCUCCACAUGGUUUGGUUUCUCUUUUCUCAAUCAUCCUUUUGUUAGGAUUCGCCUCGUCUCUCCACAUCUCUCUUGAUGAAUUUGAGUCACACCCAGCCACAAGCCGAGCUCUUCUUCGGGAAAAGAAACCAUGCAAAGAAGAUUUUGCGAACAAGGAUUACACAAUCAUAACGAGUAGAUGCAAAGGACCAAACUAUCAAGCCAAUGAAUGUUGCUCGGCCUUCAAGGAAUUUGCCUGCCCAUACGCGGAAGCUAUUAGCGAUAAAACGACAGAAUGUGCCGCCGAAAUGUUCUACUUCAUUGAAAUCUACGGUCAUUAUCCUCUGCGAUUAUUCGUAGACAUGUGUUCAGAAGGCGAAGGUGGGAUGGAUUGCACCAGCGUCAACGCCACCUCUCCGUCUCUUCCUCCUGCAUAA
Messenger RNA from Eruca vesicaria subsp. sativa (arugula), 426 nucleotides. Lineage: Eukaryota; Viridiplantae; Streptophyta; Magnoliopsida; Brassicales; Brassicaceae. The record is from the annotation of a GenBank genome assembly.